UUUAUUCAAGUAAUUACUCUACUUUAGUUCACUGUCCUUCUACUGUCUGAAUCUUGUCCAUCCAGUGUCCAUGUCCUAUUGUUGUGUGUCCACCCACUGUCCACCCACUGUCCUCCACUGUCCACCACUGUCCACCCACUGUCCACCCACUGUCCACCCGCUGUCCAUGUCCAGUCCAGCCAGUCCACAGUCCCGUCAACCUGGUCCACCGGACCUACCUAAACUACCGAUCCACGAAACCCCACCACCAGACGGGGUACGGCCGAGCCACGCAUUCAUUCUUCAACACGCGGCGAUCAACAAGAUGUACCAGUAAUCUACAAGGGAUGAGGACGAAGGAAUUAGCUGCAUAUGUAGUAAGAGAUCAAUUGUUGGAUCGUGAAUGUAGAGACUAU
Molecule: messenger RNA, 395 nt
Organism: Penicilliopsis zonata CBS 506.65
Lineage: Eukaryota; Fungi; Ascomycota; Eurotiomycetes; Eurotiales; Aspergillaceae
Exons: 1
Coding region: 71-316 (81 amino acids)
Source: RefSeq, a predicted model, not a curated record